UUCUCCUCGUUUACAGUGUAAAUUAGAGCUGGUCAAGAGCCAUGUGUGUAUCACUCAACACUGUGCUGUUCUUGUUCUUUUGUGAACUGCUGUCUGCCUCUGCUGGUCCUCAGCCUCACCAGCUAACAGCACAGCCUGGACAGACUGUCACACUGUCAUGUGGAGCUCCAAACAGUGUGAUCAUAGCAGCUGUUGAGUGGACCAGAUCUGACCUCCAGAAGUAUGUCUACUUCCAGCGUGGCAGGCGCCCCCUGACACAAGACCAGGACCCAUCUUAUGUCAACCGGGUGCAGCUGAAAGGUCGGAUGGAUGAUGGUAACCUGUCUCUGAUUCUGAAGAACGUGACCAGCAACGACAAAGGAACAUACGAGUGUCGCUAUAAACAGCUUGAAAGAGGACGCUUGAGGAGAGCUGCUGCUAUUAACGAUAAACCCGUCAGCGUCUUUGAGCUGCAUGUUGAAGAUGGAGACUCACAGUCUGGAGAUUCUGGAGUAAUUCUGCCAGUUACACUGAUUGUCCUCACUGCUCUCAUUAGUCUUGUUGCUGGUCUUGUUGGUCUUGUGAUCUACAAGAAGCUUAAAGGACGUUCAGAGAAUAAUUCAGACCUGCCUGUUGAUGAUCCAGAUGUUCUUCAGCAGCUGCAAGAAAAUGAAAUGGGUCAGAAAAACAUCACUCACAACACAGCUGACAUUCAGGUAUAAAAACCAGAAACAGAAACUGAAUAGUCAUUCAGAAGUCUAUUUUUAAAGUUAUUUCAGUAAUUUCAGUUCGGUUCAGGGCCAUAGGUACACACCCAGCAUGGCCAAUGUGGGCCACAUAAGGGUUCAAUUUGGGUUGCAAUAUGGGCCCCACCUUAAGCCCCUGGUAGGGUCUCCCAUGGCUGAUUGGUCCCAGGUGAUGAGUGACACUAAGAGAUCCAAGAGAAGUGACUAUU
Scomber japonicus (chub mackerel) is the source of this 934-nucleotide messenger RNA. Its product is annotated as selection and upkeep of intraepithelial T-cells protein 7-like. The coding region runs from base 42 to 701 and encodes 219 amino acids. The record is from RefSeq and is a predicted model, not a curated record. The transcript has 3 exons. Lineage: Eukaryota; Metazoa; Chordata; Actinopteri; Scombriformes; Scombridae.